CUCCACCGGCUCUCUUCUCUGCUUCCCCAUAUCUUCUCCGCCUGCUUCUUCCUCUAUCGUAUCUCCUGUCGUCUACCGCUCCAUCUACCCCCCCUCCUCCCCCCCGCUGAGCGACUCAGCACCAUGGACUCCAGACAACACUCACAUGCCUCCCCUCAGCAGCAGCAGCAGCAACCCCAGCAGCCCCCGCAGCAGCCCGUCGUCCAGCAUGCCGUCGCCGUACAUCCCCAUCCGAACCCGCGCCGACGCUCCUCCCUGCUCGCCGCUGCCGCUGCCGCCGCUGCCACAGACUGCCCCGCCAUGAACUACCAGACCUGCGACCUCGAGCCCGCCGCUGCUGCUGCCGCCGCCGCCGCCGCCUCUGCCGCCGCUGCCACCACCACCCCUCCGUCCACCACCGCCUCUUCCACCACCACAUCCUCCUCAUCCUCCUCCUCAGCAGCCGCGUCCACCGCCGACGACCGCACCGACAACAAGCGCUCCUACACCGUCCCCGGCUCCGUCGCCAAACGCCUCAAGCUCGACCAAGACGUCGUCGUCGCCCCUGCCUCCCAGGCCUCGGCCGCGUCCGUCGUCUCUCUUCCUACCGUCGUCCCCAUCUCGGUCUCCACUCCCGCCUCUCCCACUCCCUCACCCGCGCCCUCGCCCUCGCUCUCGCCCUCGCCCUCGCUCCGAGAAUGCCACUCGCACUCUGAGAUCUCUGUCGCUCCGGCCCAGCAGCAGCAGCAGAAGGAGCAGAAAGAGCCGCUCCCGCCGACCGCCUACCGCCGCAUGCGCUCGAAAUCUCUCCCCGACAUCUCCCUGCUCACUCUCGCGCCUUCCGCCAUCGACGACUGGGCGCCCAAGAAGCGCCGCCACCAGCACCGUCACCACCACCGCUCUCACAGACACCACCACCACAAGCACAGCAGCAGCAGCAAGCGACUCAUCGACUCCCUGCGCGCCCCCUUCCCGCCUUCCUCCUCUACCUCCUCCUCCACCUCGACCACCACCACCUCCACCGCUCCUACUCUCUCCCCUCCCGCUCUCGCAAACGUCCCGCCUGUGAACGUGCAGGGCCUGCGCGAGCUCGACCUGCAAGAGAUUUUCAAGAACCCGCAGCUGCGACACGACAUUGUCUUUGACCCGCAGCUCCAGUUCCGACCAAACCUCGACGGCGAGCGCGGGCGCCACAAAAAAGCGCUCGCGGACCAGUACUGGCUCGGUGUUGCGCACGAGUGCGAUGCGCUGGUGGCGGCGUACAGCACGCGCUCGCGCGGGUCCGAUUCGCCGGUGGUGAUUGACGCCGGGAGCAAGCUGGUCGGUAUCAUGUCCUCGCUCCGGGAUAUCCUGCUCAGCCUGCUUCCGCUGCGGGACUGCCCGCAGAUCGAGCAGGUGCUGGAUCUCGAGCUGCAGCUGCAGCAGCUGCGACACGGUGCGUUUGACUUUGUCAAGCUCGCGCAGUGGCUGGCGGGUAUCUUCAAGUCGCACUGUGCGCCGAUGCGCGACGCGUGGGUGGACCAGAUGCUAGCCUGCAUCGUCGACGGCGCGGCGACGAACGACUCGUCCAAGCUCGCCGAGGGCCUGCGUCUUGUGUUUACGAUUCUCGAGGCGAUGAAGCUCGACGUGGCCAACCACCAGAUCCGCACGCUGCGGCCGCUCUUGGUCGAGACCGCGGUCGAGUUUGAGCAGGAUUACUUUGCGCAGAGGGUUGCUUUGCGCAAGGUCGACGUGCGCCAGGCGGUUGAUUGGUACAAGCGCGUGUACGAGAGCUUUGACUCGAAGCCGUCGUACAUCGACGCCUUUGUCUCUGGUCUUGUCGGAUUCUUUUCGUCGUCGGCGGCGAGCGCGGUGAGCGGCAGCAGCAACGAGUUUCCGGUGACGUUUGCGCUCGAUGUGUCGAGACUGCGGUCGCUCAAGUCUGAUAUCGGCCAGAUCUCGUGCUUGCUGCAGUGUCUGACGCUCUACCGCCAGCUGCUGGCCUCGUGCCAACCCGGCGCGACGCCCUCGCAGCAGGACAUUGACCGGCUCAAAUCCGAGCUGCUGAUCCUCGUCGCCGACGACAUCGAGACCACGUCGCCGACUUCCUCUUCCGCCGCGACCGCCGCCGCCGCGGUCGCCAGCAACACGCGCUGGCCCGCCAACGCCGAGUCGAUCGCGCUGCAGAUUGCGCGCCGCGUGAAGGAGCGGUUUCCCAGCAAAGGCCCUUCGUUGAACGCAAUCAUCGGGAUCGCGACGCGCUGGCUGAACGCGAACCUCGCGAGCGGACCGGACGAGAAGAGUUACUCGACCGUGUACAAGCUUGUUGAGAAGCGUGUUCUGGAAGACGUCGAGAAGCGGGUGCGCGCGUGCUUCAUGGGCGCUGCGGCAAUUAAGACUUGCUCUACUGCUUCGACUGAGGAGGAUAAAGACAAGGCAAAAUCGCAGGCAGCCAAGGACGUUGCGCCUGAACUCACUAUCCUCGCAGGCCGCAUCUGUUUGCUCGGCGAUUUCCACUGGAGCGUGUUUGCGGGCUACUACAUCAGCGGCGUGAGCCACGAGUGAACGAAAAGUUUGACAGUUUACAGUGUAUGUACAUGAAGAUGACGAAAACAAAAAAAGUUCUUCGUUUUGCCCGCUUGUCUCUUUUUUUUCUCUUUUUUUGUUUUUUACAAUUUACUUUUUAUAUAUCUGUUUAUAUAUCUGGAACGGCGGCAGCGGUGUUUGGCUUUACUCUACUGUUUUUUUUUAUAUUUCUGCAUUAAACAGGAACUCGGGAUCACGGAGCGCUGGUAUUAUAUCUCUAUUUACUAUACGAUCAUUUUUCUGUACAUUUCUUCUUUCUCUAUUUUCUUUAUAUAUAUAUAUAUAGUUAGUUCUUUUUGUGUGUUCUGGAUACAACCGGUGUUUUAGUUCUCGUUUUUGUUUUUGCUUGUUUUUUGUUUAUGUUUUUUGUUUAAAGGACAAAAUUGUAUUAUACAGGGAAUUAAUCGAUAUCAUCUACCAUACUCUCUUUCUCUUUAGUUUCUCGUGUUUGUGG
This is a messenger RNA of Myxozyma melibiosi, 2998 nucleotides long. Its product is annotated as T-complex protein 11-domain-containing protein. The coding region runs from base 124 to 2523 and encodes 799 amino acids. The transcript has a single exon. Lineage: Eukaryota; Fungi; Ascomycota; Lipomycetes; Lipomycetales; Lipomycetaceae. The record is from RefSeq and is a predicted model, not a curated record.